Messenger RNA from Neoarius graeffei (lesser salmon catfish), 6504 nucleotides. RefSeq names its product activin A receptor type 1Ba (gene acvr1ba). Lineage: Eukaryota; Metazoa; Chordata; Actinopteri; Siluriformes; Ariidae. The record is from RefSeq and is a predicted model, not a curated record. Bases 1027 to 2457 code for a protein of 476 amino acids. Gene Ontology annotation, biological process: cellular response to growth factor stimulus; nervous system development; activin receptor signaling pathway. The transcript has 9 exons. Gene Ontology annotation, cellular component: plasma membrane; activin receptor complex. Gene Ontology annotation, molecular function: activin receptor activity, type I; ATP binding; activin binding.
UGUAGUCAUAUGUUAAGAGAUCAUAUGUUGACAUCACGGUUAUUUGUAAUGACAGGAAAUUCAGUGAUCUCAUUGCCCCUGUUUACAACAUGGCUGGCGAGCAGUUUUCUGUCUGUUUUGUUGGUUAAUGAGGCAUUCUUCAGCAUGGUCUUGGGCUGUGUGAGAGCUACAGUUCGUGUGUGGGGGGGGAUUUGAGGUCUAUCACCACAGGACCUGAUCACAGUCCGUUCAGCAGCUGUACCGCAGGCCACGUACAGACAGCGCAUACCGUAUGGAGCCAUGUUCAUGGUGUUGAAACAAUUCCUCCGCCAGUGCACACACUACACUAUAUUUACAGAGAUGAGCGUUUAGUCGUCCACAUAGCUGCCCUUUUCAGUCCAAAACUAUAUUUUAGAAAGUGCGGCGGCAGUUUUUUUUUUUUGAUUCGUGCACUGUUCAGAGUAAUUGGACCCCAAGCCUGAUUUUGGGUGAGGUAAUGUUUCCUCAAUGCUGUGUGAGCAGUUUUAAUCUAAUUUCACGCACCCAGACACAGGCGUGCCAAUACUUUAAUCUUUCUGUGAAUGUACAGAGGAGCAAAAUUUCGCUUACCCAAACACAGCCGAGCGUGCCAAUACUUUAAUCUCGAGGAGAAAUACCAAGACGUUUGAGUGCAAACAUUACCAAACACAAGGAGCCAUACAUUUGUCUGAAAUGUCUUUCUAUGCGAGAGGUGCAUUCAGGUCCAUACUUCAGAGGUGAGAAUUUUCCGCAGAUUCGCGGAGUUCCACGGAUUUGACGUCCAAACAGGUCAUUCUUGAGAUCGACGCAAAUCCGGCGAGAGAUUUUUUUUGGCAGGACCUCUCGUGCAUCAGGCGAGCUCACCGGCUGUGACCAGAUAUUCGUGUUUGUUUACGGAAAUCACAGCCAACGAUUUUGUAAGGAGCGUUUUGAUUGGCCGUCUCCCUCACUUCCGUUCGAAUCAGCCAAUCACAGUAUGCGUACAGCGAAGUUGGAAUUUCCCCAGCCAUAUUUGUGAAGACUGGGCUGAUGCUUGUAGCUUUGAAGUGUAACUGUACUAACUGUGAAAAAAGUGGCUAUGAGUGUGAAACAGAUGGGGCCUGCAUGGUCUCAACCUCCUACAUUAAAGGCCAGGAGCAGCAUGUGCGCAUCUGUAUUCCACGUGAGAGUCUAAUCCCACCUGGUCAACCGAUCUACUGCCUGAGUGCUGAGGGCGUGCUCAACACACUCUGCUGCUACACAGACUACUGUAACAGCGUCGACCUGCAGGUCCCGACUGGGGUGCCAGACACCGGUGGUAGCUGGGGUCCGGUGGAGUUGGUAGCAGUCAUAGCAGGACCGGUCUUUGUUUUCUGCCUGUUGCUGAUCAUCGGCGUCUUCCUGUUCCAGCACCACCAGAGGACCUACAACCACCGGCAGAGGCUAGAUGUAGAAGAUCCCUCAUGUGACCACCUUUAUCUCGCCAAAGAUAAAACCCUGCAGGACCUCAUAUUUGACUUGUCCACCUCUGGCUCUGGAUCUGGUUUACCUCUGUUUGUGCAGAGGACGGUAGCAAGGACCAUCGUGCUGCAGGAGAUUAUCGGGAAGGGCCGCUUCGGGGAGGUGUGGAGGGGGAAGUGGAGAGGAGGAGACGUGGCUGUGAAGAUCUUCUCCUCCAGAGAGGAGCGCUCCUGGUUCCGCGAGGCUGAGAUCUACCAGACGAUCAUGCUCCGGCACGAAAACAUCUUGGGCUUCAUCGCGGCAGACAACAAAGACAAUGGCACGUGGACUCAGCUGUGGCUGGUCUCGGAUUAUCAUGAACACGGCUCUCUGUUCGACUACCUGAACCACUACUCGGUCACCAUCGAAGGCAUGAUCAAGUUGGCUCUGUCAGCCGCUAGUGGUCUUGCACACCUGCAUAUGGAGAUCCUCGGAACGCAGGGAAAGCCUGGCAUUGCACACCGAGACCUCAAAUCUAAAAACAUCCUGGUGAAGAAGAAUGGCACCUGUGCUAUUGCGGACUUGGGCCUGGCUGUACGCCACGAGUCCAUCACUGAUACUAUUGACAUCGCCCCGAAUCAGAGAGUGGGCACCAAGAGAUACAUGGCCCCAGAGGUGCUGGAUGAAACCAUCAACAUGAAACAUUUCGAUUCGUUUAAGUGUGCUGAUAUCUAUGCCUUAGGACUCGUGUACUGGGAGAUAGCGAGACGAUGUAAUGCUGGAGGUAUCCAUGAGGAGUACCAGCUGCCGUACUACGACCUCGUGCCCUCUGACCCUUCCAUAGAGGAGAUGAGGAAGGUUGUGUGUGACCAGAGACUGCGUCCCAAUGUGCCCAACUGGUGGCAGAGCUACGAGGCCUUGAGGGUGAUGGGGAAGAUCAUGCGCGAGUGCUGGUACGCUAACGGGGCAGCCAGACUCACGGCCCUGCGCAUUAAGAAGACUCUCUCGCAGCUCAGUGUGCAGGAGGACGUUAAGAUGUGACGCGCACGUGGGCUGCUGCUCCCCCUGAGACGCACGCUCGGAGCGACCUGCCAGUUUCAGACACGGUUUUAUAAAGUUGUGACAGGGGCUACCUCACCUUUUUAGCCAAAACUACUGAGCUUAAGGCCACUCCAGCCGUUCUUCAAUCCCUCCACUGGCUCCCGGUCCAGUCUGUCUGCGUCCGUCUGCGUCACGUCGACUCUACACGUCUCCACUGCAUGGACAGUUAGUUUAAACAGGAUAAACUCAUUAACUGUGACGGGACACCGUCGAAAAUGGACGAUUGUGUGCUAGGUUGUAUAUGCGGUCUUAUUUUGCGUGUCUCCUUUACGCCAUACAGUAUGUUGUACUCUGAAUCAUAGCCUGUUCUCCACUAUGGUGGUGGGAUUGCGUUUCCUGGUUUUAUCUGCUUUUAUCAUAGAGAGGGAGAAGCAAAAGAAAAGGAAGAGCGAGAGUGAAAUUCCGUGGCGCUCGGUUGCAGCGUCGCCUCGCCGUUAAAGGAAGUCGGUUGCGUUCGGGGAGUUAGAUGGUUGCCGAGAAAGUGCUCAUGUGAAUCGAGACUCGUUUAUUUAACUAAUUAAUAUUGUGACCUAGACUUACUGUACAAAAAGGCAUGUUUCUUAUCAGCGUUAAGAUUUGUGUGCGGUUGACUGUUUAACAGGGAUUUUUUUUUUCCUUCCCUUUUUCUUCUCUUUAAAUUUACCCCCGAUUUAUUUAUUGAAUUCUUUCUUUUUAUGUAAUGUAGCUGUUCAGGACACUGUGCGAUUUAGUGCUCCUUCAGGUUAAGGCCAUUAAUGAUGUAUACAAUAUAUAAUGCUGUGCAAACAUCAAAUUCUUGGCAAGAAAUGUAGCAUAAUUAUGUUAAACUUUUUUUUUUCCUUCCACCUCCCCUUUCUUUUCCCUCCCUUGCAUUUUUUUUUUUUUUUGAGCAUGUGCUAUACGCAACUGGCCUUCUGUUGAUCGGAUUUUAUGAACUGCACUCUUGCUCUUUUGGGGACGUGGCAGAAGGCGACUGAUCGUGCCACUUUAAGACGCACCCUGUAAACGGUCCAUGUAAAGUAAUGCAUCAAUCUAUCUGCUUAUUUAUAAAAUAACGUUUAUAAUCUGCAACUUUCUAUGAUUUCAUCAUAUAUCUUAUCACUUUUAAUUCAAGCCAAUGGGAAGGUACUACUGACUGCUCAGUUCCUUGCAUGAAUGAAAAUCUUUAAGCUUGUAAGUUUCGUAACUCUGUUUCUGAUGCGCGUAGCUUCGUAUGCCAGUGUAUCUGAUAUUCUGACCCGUCUCUCUAAAUGCAGGAAUUUGCACUCGGUCCCAGUGCGAUCUGUAGAAUUCUUUGAACAGCAAUGCAAUGUGAAAUUUAGAGAGUGUGUGUGAGAGAGAGAGAGAGACCUCCAGGCUCUUUGGCGGUUUGACGAAGGGCAUUCAAGGUCUCCAUCACAGUUGAGAGAGCGCCGUGGAUGAAUGCACACAUGAAUCUCAGUAGUCUUUACGUGUAGUGGGUUUUUUUUUUUGAGUAUAGAUUAAAGGAAAAGGCAACUUUUGUACAAAAUCACCACAAAUAGAUAGAUAAAUAUAUAAAGUAAUCGAUCAUGGAAUUUAUAGAGAAAGAACAGACCGCAUAACAGUAUCUUUUAACUUUUAAUAAUAUGGGCUUGCGCUGAGCUCAGCGAAGAUGCGUUCCGCCAUAUUGAUCUACUGCGUGACGUCAUGCGGCCCACCACUGAAAAGAACUCUUCAGUGCUUCAUGGUAAUAAGGUAAAAAACCAGUACAAUCGCUUCUUCAAAGUUUCACCAAAUGGUUUUAUUUAUGCAACUUAAAGCUCAUAAUACUGUAGAACUUUGGUCGAGUAAAAACACGGAGCAAAAACAUGGCUGAAUCCUGAAUGACUCCUAUUUGGAUUUGUCCUACCAAGCCUACUGCGCAUGCGCGAAGCGGCUCGGCUCGGUUUUCCCUUUCGGGCGCUCUCGUUUUCUGUUAGAAUUUGGUAAAGAAAAAAAUAAAUAAAUUAGUGCUGUCAAAAAUGUCGCGUUAUUAACGCGUUAACUUGACUCAAUUUUAACGGCGAUAAUUUUUUUAUCGCGAGAUUAACGCUCUGUGACAUGAUGUAGGUUUUUCAUAAGCUUUUGAAACUGCCAGGAACCUGGAACACAGACUUUGCUUAGAAAAACGAUAGCAGCUAGACUGUAACGCCCCGCACAGCCAGAGUCCUCUGUCACCACCCCCCAAAGAACCAGCGCGGGCAGGGCGCGCUAGCAGAGAUGGGAUUUAUGGCUCUUUGAUGGGAUCCGCAUCUUUGUGAUCCGUUCUUUGAAAAGAGCCGUUCAAAAGACUGGCUCAUUCGGCUCUUUUUAAAUAUUUAUUCAGUUUUAAGAAGACAGCGUCUAAAGAAGCCAGAUCCCUCUGAACUGUAAACUCAAUGCUAUCCCAGAAAUCCUUCCUGUAAUAUGCAAAUUUGGCCGCCUCUGAUUGGACAGCGCGACGCAUCAACAGGCAGAAAGUGUAAAAGUACAAAAUGUGUUAAGUGAGCUGAAACAGUAAAGAUCAGAUUCAAUGCAAUAUUUAUCAACGAACAACUUAAACUUAAUAUAAUAGUGUACUUUAUAUUAUAAUCAAGCAUGUCAAGCCUACCGUCACUGUGUAACCUGUCUCUCUGAUUAGAGACUUACUCAAGCAGUAGAUCACUUCACUCAUGGUUCUCUUGCUAGCCUCGGGACGAAGAGCCCCGGUGCUCAGCUUAGAUUUCACUUUACAGUGGCUGUGUCAAGACGUGUUAUGCUUUGCAAUAAAAAAAACAUUGGUACAAAACAAGCCCAUUCACUUUUUUAUGCUGGUAAGAGAAUUACAAUGGUUUUUCGUGUGACAAAAAUGUGCGAUUAAAUUGCGAUUAAUCGCGAGGUAACUAUGACAGUCGCGACAUUAAUCGCGAUUAAAUAUUUUAAUCGCUUGACAGCAGUUAAAUAAAUAUUAUUUACCAGCUUACCGGGUCUAUGAACAUAAAUCUGACAGCUGACAAGGUCGGGAUAUAAACGAAUCGAAUACAAGCCACCCGCUGGGACUCCUAAUCACAGUGAUCUGUCUGUAAACACUGUUUUCAUGGGCCCAGUGACGUCACAGAUCAGAGGGAGGCGUAUUAACGAAAGAUUCUGAUUGGUUUAUAGUUGCCCACAAUCUCAAAAUGGCUGCCUCCUCCAACUUCGGCUCCUCUGUGUCAAUUCAUGAUUUCAAAGUUAAAAAUAUUUUUUCAUGUUCGAUAUAUAAUGGAAAUAAUUAACGGAAUUGAUUACGUAUAUGUUUUUCUCCUAUUACACACCUGGUUUUGUACAAAAGUUGCCUUUUCCUUUAACACAAGUGUCUAUAGCAUGAGGAGAAAAUAAACUUGUCCAGGAAUCUUGCUUCGAGUCUUAAACAGGCUGCUUUGGGGAUGGAAGGAAGGAAGGAAGGAAGGAAGGAGAGAGAAAAAAAUAAACGGUUAACACUUAUGAUAUUGCAACACUUUCUGUCAUACGUUUCUGACACAAUAAGGUUAGGUUACUAAUUACGCAACCUUUCUUUGUACCAAAUUCUAUCUUGUUUGCCAUUUACCAAAACGACAGACAGCAGUACUGUAAAAAAAAAAAAAAGUCAAGUGUGUUUGGGGUUUUUUUUUAAAUCACUGCAAGAUAUAGAACAAUCCAUCUUUUUAACAACAUCCUCCGAGUCGAGCACUGGAAUUUUUGUUUUGACUAAUGAAAGGAAAAAAUGGACUUGUCGCCACCUUUUCUUAUUUAUAACUCAUGUGUUUUGCAGCUGGAAUUUUGCUUUUGAUUGUGAGGACAUGCUGCAUACUCUUUUCUACAGCAAAUACUUCUGACACUUGGAGGGACUUUACAGCAGAUGUUAGUCAGGCCACUUACUGGAAGAUAAUCGCACUGGUGUGGAGACUAACUGCCCUUGUUUGGUUUGUCACAAACUGGAUGCUGUAAUUUAAACCAGAUGUUAAACCCAUGCUAAAUGCAAAUUCAUUUGGGGAUUUGUCGAAAUUGUACAGAAUACAUUUUGUUUUCUUA